CCCCUUUAUGCAGGAGAUGGAACUAAAUGAGGAACCGAGAUGAUCAUCCGAGUGUUCAAAUGACUCACAUCAAUUAUUUUACAACCAACAGGGACGUCUCACGCGACUAGUUUGAAAUCUUACGUCGAGUCACUCGCUCACACGCGAAACGAUGGAGGAGUUUAACUACAGUCUCGCUAAUUUGCCUGUAGAAGUGCUCGACAGGCUGGCCACGAUGUUGGACAACUCCACCUGCGGAUGGAGGCAGCUGGCCCAAGCUGUUUCUGAAGAGCCGAAAUUCCGCUGCAGUGAAAGGGAUGUGACCAGUUGCUCGCUCCAGGUGCUGAGUGCGACAGGAAGCCCGGGACGUAGCUUCUUAGAUCUGCUGGUCGAGCGAGCUUGUUCUAUGCUGUUUCUGCUACAGUGUUUGAGGAAGAUUGAUCACCGGGAGGCUGUGCAGCUCCUCACCGUUAUGGUUUCUCCUUGUAAAACAGCAACAGAGCUGAUCCGGGUCACAGUACAGCCUAGCUCCCAGCGGGCGACACUGGGCAGCCAGGUAGUGUUGACAUGUAAGGCCUCUGGCCCUCCUGGACUAAGUUACCAGUGGUUCAAAGGCAAAGAGGAGAUUUUGGAAGCAACUGGACACACACCUGAGCUCAUUGUGUGUCCUUUGGGCCCCGAGCACCAGGGUAGCUACAUCUGUCGGGUUAACCAUGGAAACGCAUGCGUCUUCUCCCAGUGGGCUCAGGUGCGCUUGGUUCAACCUUCACCUGGCAUAAGUCCAGGAUGUAGCAGCAGCAUCUUUUCAGGGUCAUCCAGUGGGGUGCAUAUAAUCUACCAACCAAAGUCCCAAGUGGCGUCUGAGGGUGACGCGCUACUCCUGGAGUGCACUGCCGUGGCCAAUCCUCCUGCCCAGUGCCAGUGGUACCACAACUCGGCUCCAAUGCCACAAAGCAAGGCUUGUCUUCUCAAAAUCCCGUGUGUGACUACAGCACAUAGAGGGCAAUACAGAUGCAAGGUGUUCAACUUGUAUCACGAGGUGUGGAGUGAGCCUGCUACUGUCACCAUUGCAGGCCCAACUUCCAUCACUGAUCCCUCCUGGGUAGCAGUUGACCGCGGCCUAGAAUCCCAGGAAGUGGAUAGGCCUAUCAUCAGUGCAGGAGUAUGUCCACAGAUGACCAAUCCACCACCAUUAUCAAAGCAGUUCUAUGACACCUCCAGUGACUUCAAAGUGACUACCACAGACAAAGUGGCUCUCCUGAUCGGCAACUUGAACUACCGCUACCACACUCAGCUGUCCGCUCCCAUGGCCGACGUCCACGAGUUGAGCAACCUCCUCAGGCAAAUGGACUUCAAGGUGGUCUCUCUGCUGGACCUCAACUGGCAGGAAAUGCACAGCGCCGUCACCGAGUUCCUGCUGCUCCUCGGCAAAGGAGUUUACGGCUUGCUCUACUUUGCCGGUCACGGUUAUGAGAACUAUGGCAACAGUUUCAUGGUGCCCAUCGAUGCGCCAGCCUCGUACACAUCAGAGCACUGCUUGUGUGUGCAGAAUAUACUAACCAGGAUGCAGGAGAAAGAGACCGGACUCAACGUGUUCCUGCUGGACAUGUGCCGGAAAAGAAACCCAAACGACGAAGUUGCCGUCCAACCCGGACUGUUGAAGGUGACAGCAAAUAUAGUGUUUGGAUACGCCACAUGUGUCGAUGCCGAGGCUUACGAAGUGAGGAGGGAAGGUGUGUCCAACGGCAUCUUCAUAAGCUUCCUUAAGCGGCGGGUUUGCGAGGAUGAGAAGGUCACGGUCAUGCUGGACAGGGUAGCAGAAGACAUGGGUCGCUUUGAAAUCACGCGUGGGAGGCAGGCUCUGGAGCUCCGCAGUAAUCUGUCCGAGCGGCGUUCCCUCACUGACCUUAUUCAGACAUCGGACUGCUCUGUGGCAUAUUCGACUCGUAACCUACAGUGGGCUGUAGCUCAUGUUCUGCCGAAGAGCCAUUUCAUCCAAUUUGACUGCGGUGUGAAGGUCCAACUAGGAUUUGCUGCUGAAUUCUCCAACAUUAUGGUCAUCUACACACGCAUACUGGACAAGCCCAAAGAAAUUCCGACAUGCUCUGCUCAGCUUACUGACUUUCCUGAGGAUGUGGAUAUUGACCUGAAGAAGAGCAAUCAGGAAACUCUGCUCGAAGCUGGCAGUUUAUUAUUAAUCAAAGAACAACUUCCUUCACCCGAACUCCCCAGUCUGUACACUCGCAUUCGCAGCCUGCAGAGACUCAAAAUGGAGCUCACAUUUGCCGUCUGUCUCCGAUACACUUACGUCAACUUGGAGGAUGAAGUGGAGGAAAGGCGAAAUGUUACAGUCGGCAAACCGCUGGUGUCCAAACUGAAUCUCCGUCAACUGCGACCGAACUCAGAUUCGUCAUCCCUCAGCCUGGACACGUGCACUAUCGCUGAGGUGUCCUCCUUCUCCGAGGACUUUGCCCCAUUGGCCUCCGACACGUGGUCACUAUUUGCACCUGCUAAUGCAGACAAAUGUCAGGACAAAAUGAAUUACCAUUCCUACUAAGCCUUAGCAAAUUAUGGAGAAAAAGUGUGACAUUUCAUAAAAAAAGAACUUAAGUGUCAAGUUUUUUAUUUCAUCUAUACAUUACAAUACUGUGCAAACAUACCUACCACUAGCUUUAUUUUUUAUAAUGAACCAUUAUCACAGCAUUUAUUUUGGCAUUGUAAACCAGUAACUAUUGGACAAAUUGGCAGAUUACACACAAAAUAGACUGUAAAAAAUAAAAUCCAAUAGAGAUUAAAUAUCUCAAAUCAAACAUUUCAAACAUCUUUACCCCGAAAAAUCUUGAUAAGGUAUUACAACGAGUUUUGUUAGUAGUUAUGAUUACAUUUAUCGUCAAAUUAGAAAUACCACAAUUCAAUAAGUGUAGGUGGUAUGCAAACAAUCACUAUUGUUAGUGGGUUUUUUUUAGGCUGCUUUGUUUACUUGUGUUAAGAAAUCUUGACAAUUCAAAUUUCCCUGUUUUUUUCUACACGUAUUUUUUUUCUUAAAUUAAACGCCUUGCCCAGGGACACAACGACGCCAUGCGCUCGGGCGGGGAUACAAACCGGCGCCCUUCCGGUAGCGUAGUAGUACACUACACUCUUGAGUGACGUUAGGAUUUUGAGAGGUAAACAGCCCCCGUAAAGUGUCUGGCACAAAAAAAAUGAUAACCCCUGACCUUGUAUAUUACAGUUUUUUAUGAUAAUA
This is a messenger RNA of Phycodurus eques (leafy seadragon), 3223 nucleotides long. RefSeq names its product MALT paracaspase 2 (gene malt2). NCBI's taxonomy places the organism in Eukaryota, Metazoa, Chordata, Actinopteri, Syngnathiformes, Syngnathidae. Bases 152 to 2536 code for a protein of 794 amino acids. Gene Ontology annotation, biological process: proteolysis. The record is from RefSeq and is a predicted model, not a curated record. Gene Ontology annotation, molecular function: cysteine-type endopeptidase activity. The transcript is spliced from 19 exons.